Messenger RNA from Chara braunii, 2265 nucleotides. The record is from the annotation of a GenBank genome assembly. NCBI's taxonomy places the organism in Eukaryota, Viridiplantae, Streptophyta, Charophyceae, Charales, Characeae.
GCGAUCCCGCAACGUUUCCUUUUGCGCAAUUCGCUGUGGUUUCUUCUCGUCCUCCAUUUUCUUCGCCCAUGGGCUCUCGCGCAGCGAUGUUGUCGACGCCUUGGUCCGCAAGUCAGACCAUGUGCGAUGUCCAUGCCUUUCGUUCGAACGCCGCGCAUCCAUUUGCUUUGCCCCGCUCAUUCCCGUAUUCGCAACAUCAUAACACCGGCGCGGUUCCCGUUGCAAGUGUCUUUGCUUCGGAUCCCAUUCAUCUGACAGAAGAGACACGAUUGUCGGAUGAAGCAGUGUUGCCGACAUCUUGCACUCCGGUUUCCACGAACCGUGCACGCGAUGUUCUUUCGCCGUUUAAUGAUUGCGAGGUUGGGAUGAGUUUCUCGCGUCGGUCGCCCCGUUCGAGGUCCAGUACACCUCGUGAAUGCAAGCCUCGCUGGGUGCGAUGCAGACCCGAUCAGCAAAACCGACUGGGUGAGAUUGCAAAGGCGAUGGGGAAGAAGUUGUCGACUCACGCUCGCAGCUCGAAAGAUAAGAAGAACAAUCAUUGUUCGUGCGAGGACGUGUUCGACCAGCUCCUGGAACGGAGUUCCGUUCACGUUGAUGAACUGAUGUCAAAGUACGGCCCGAGCGAGCAAUCGUCUGCCCAUGGGGGUUCAUGCGGACAAGGAUCGGACUCAACGGCGACACCGAAGUCGAAAGGUGGUACACCUCGCAGUGACGCUUUGAAAUGGCGCGACGGUAAGCCAGGAUAUUCGGAUAAUGGUCCGAUGUUUGAAAGGUUGACCAUGAGGGACCAAAUGGUCAUGUGGGAUGCUAAGGCCAGACCUCAUGUCGUUUUCAUUGAGCCGCUAAAACUUUUACAGAUUCUCGGGAUGUUCGAGCAAACGUAUCCUCGGCACGGGAAAGACGUGGAGGUGACCAUCACGAAGAUACAUUAUCCAUGUCACAUUUGCAAGUUGCAAUUCGAGUGUGGGAAAGGGUGUACUUGGCACUGGAGUUCCGCGAAGGUUGUUUCAACAGCUGGGGUGAGAAAUUCGAGGGUGGAGACUCAAUUGUUCCACUCCACUUUGACUGCGGGAAUGACGUACACUCAAUUGAAUAACCUCUUGCUGGGCUUAGGAAUGAGGAAGGUAAGGAAAGAAACUUUCUAUAAUUUCUUCCGUGAGGACAGCCCAGGUUCCCAACAGUGGCUGCGACACGUCGAACGUAUUACUCAAAAGAGCUUCGACAAGGUCAUCGUCCGAUUGCGCAGCUCGAACGAUCCGGUCGUCGUUUUGGUGGACGGCCGUUACGAUUCGUCUCGUGACGCUCAGCAUUGUAUGGUGACGGCGGUGGAUUUGAAGUCAGGAAUGAUCGUGGGGACGGAGACCAUGCUCCGGGGGAGUGAGCCGUCUUGGAAGUUGGAAACACAGUGUGUGGAGAAACUGCUUCAUCGGUUGAAGGACGCGAAGAACCUCAUCAUCGCAGAGGUUGUGCAUGAUGAUUGUGGCGCGGUUGACGUCAUAUUGCGGCGAAUGAACAUUGACUCGCAAAAGUGUAUGUGGCAUAAGGCGAAGACUUUGGUCAAACUCUUGCGAGAGGCUGUGCGCGGCACGAAGACUGUAAAACCAGCUUUGGUCGGGGCUUGCGAUCAUGUGCGUGAGGUGAAGUGUUUCACAAAGAGGGAGCUUGAACUUUGGCUCGAAACGAAAGGUGUACGCGUGGCCGGGGUGUCCACGAAAAAAAAGGAUGAACUCGUUGAGAUUGUUUGGGGUGUGAUCUUCCCCGACGAAGCAGGGAAGGCUUUGUCAGAUGAUGUCAUCGAGAUCGACGCGUUGCAAACACUGCAUUGCAAUGCGGCGGAGGAGGCGAAAGAGUGGUUGUACGGCCCUUGCAGGUUGCGCGAGCUUGCAAGGGAUGACGAUGGCGAUGUGUUGGCCACUCAUGUGCAACACCUCGCCAAUCACUGGGUCGGGGAUCAUUCCCGUUGCGAUAAUGUGUUGUCCAACCUGUGCAAAGCGGCCGACGUGUUCAUUUGGCCAUCGCGCGGUGUCUUGAACAGUUCGCUUAGGAUGACCUUCAACAACGAGUGCUUCCACUCCGUGAUCAACAAGUACUGCACGAAACGCCUGAACUUCCCCAAGUCAUAUGAGGCGCGCGUGUGUUGCACUGCUUUGGAGUGGAACAAAACAAACGAAUCAAGCGAUUGCGCACAGUCUUCCGCAAACCGACAAASGUAGCCCAUCGACGUCGCUCCGCACGACAGCAUAUAUACGCCGCACGGGAUACGUC